AUGUCAGAAAUGAAUUCUCAACUCGAACGCGAAUCACUAGAAUACCUUCAUAUCAAGCUUUCGGACCAGCUGAUCCGACCACAUGCGAUCGGCCAAUUCGAGUCUCGAGAGAGUAUUCAGAGUAAAUUACAAGCUAUCGAAAGGAAACUCGCUUCCCUCGAACCGAUAGCCGUGACAUAUCAGGAUAGGACGUUUCACCUGAGAUCAUCCUUGGAAGCUAAUUUGCAUCCUGACAGAUUGUCUGAGAAGAUUGGUAAAUUGGCUGAAGAGUAUAAUAGGUCUAUGUUGACAAUUCAGAAUUAUCAAACUUCGAAGUACCUCUCACAGAUUAACGGAGAAGAUACCAAAUGUUGGGACGAAAGGGUUGAGAAGGAGGAAAGCAGGCUGUGGGAGAUUGAAGAGGAGAUAUUGAAAGUUUCGCUCGAAGGGAUAAGUGAGGUUGAACUAAAUAAAGAUGCAGGGUAG
Molecule: messenger RNA, 465 nt
Organism: Kwoniella mangroviensis CBS 8507
Lineage: Eukaryota; Fungi; Basidiomycota; Tremellomycetes; Tremellales; Cryptococcaceae
Exons: 1
Coding region: 1-465 (154 amino acids)
Source: RefSeq, a predicted model, not a curated record